CCCACCUUUUUCUCUUUCUUUCUCUCUCUAAAUCAGCGCACAGUAAAUUUAGCCCAAUUUUUUCCCACCCUCUAAAUUCGCCUUUCUUUGAUUCUCUCUUGUCUUGUCGUCCAUCGAUCCGACUGGUGAGGUUUAUUUUUGUAGGGAUCGGAGGUGGAUUAGGGAAAUUGGGGGUGAUUAAUUGAGGAAUUUUGAGGUGAAUUAUAAUUACAAGGAUUCGAAGAUGUUUUUGUUGGAUUGGUUCUACGGAAUAUUGGCCUCGCUAGGACUGUGGCAAAAGGAAGCUAAGAUCUUGUUUCUGGGCCUCGAUAAUGCCGGCAAAACCACCUUGCUUCAUAUGUUGAAAGAUGAGAGAUUGGUUCAACAUCAGCCAACGCAGUACCCGACGUCUGAGGAGCUGAGUAUUGGCCAAAUUAAGUUUAAGGCUUUUGACUUGGGAGGCCAUCAGAUCGCUCGCAGAGUCUGGAAAGAUUAUUAUGCCAAGGUGGAUGCAGUUGUUUAUCUCGUGGAUGCUUAUGACAAAGAAAGGUUUGCAGAAUCAAAGAAAGAGCUGGAUGCUCUUCUCUCUGAUGAGUCCUUGGCAAAUGUCCCUUUCCUUAUUCUGGGGAACAAGAUAGACAUUCCUUAUGCAGCUUCUGAGGACGAGCUGCGUUACCACAUGGGCCUGACAGGCAUCACUACUGGAAAGGGCAAGGUAAACUUGGCAGACUCAAAUGUCCGUCCCCUUGAGGUCUUCAUGUGCAGCAUUGUGCGCAAAAUGGGUUAUGGAGAAGGCUUCAAAUGGAUGUCUCAAUAUAUAAAGUAGUGGGCUUUAGUGGGGGUGAGAAAGAGAGCUGUUUUUUCUUUUAAAAUGUAACUCCUGCCAAAAUGGAGUAGAACAUGUGUGUCUGGAAGUACUACUGGAUAUUCUCAGUUUUUGGUGAAAUGACAUACAGACGUAACUACGUCAUUUAGUAUUACUAUCAAUGAUUGAUGCUUGUCUAUCAGAGAAGAAUGCUGCAAUGUUUUUGCCUCUUGUAUUUGUUAUUGUUCUCGAGGAUUUUGUUAGCUUUGCCAAAAAA
Coffea eugenioides is the source of this 1061-nucleotide messenger RNA. RefSeq names its product GTP-binding protein SAR1A-like. Gene Ontology annotation, biological process: vesicle organization; endoplasmic reticulum to Golgi vesicle-mediated transport; intracellular protein transport. The record is from RefSeq and is a predicted model, not a curated record. Lineage: Eukaryota; Viridiplantae; Streptophyta; Magnoliopsida; Gentianales; Rubiaceae. The transcript has 3 exons. Gene Ontology annotation, cellular component: endoplasmic reticulum exit site; COPII vesicle coat. Gene Ontology annotation, molecular function: GTPase activity; GTP binding. The coding region runs from base 224 to 805 and encodes 193 amino acids.